This is a messenger RNA of Metarhizium album ARSEF 1941, 1134 nucleotides long. RefSeq lists its product as uncharacterized. The transcript has 2 exons. NCBI's taxonomy places the organism in Eukaryota, Fungi, Ascomycota, Sordariomycetes, Hypocreales, Clavicipitaceae. Bases 1 to 1134 code for a protein of 377 amino acids. The record is from RefSeq and is a predicted model, not a curated record.
AUGCCAUCUCUCCGUGGUCCCGAUGAACUCAUUCAAGCCGAACAUGUCGUUUCCAAGGCGGCUCACCGGCUUGCCAUCCGCGGUGAAUGCAACGAGACGGCCGAUCUGUUUCAACCUGUCGCCGACGCCAUGACUGCAAGAGGUCUUGGGUUUUCAGGGACCAUGUCUGCAUCUCACCUCGUGACAGAAGUCUCUCAGGCAGCGACUACUGCUUCUGCCGGAUCCACGUCAGAGUCCACUGGUGAAAGCACCCCGGCGUCGACUCAAACUGCCCCUUCCACCGCCAGAAACACCUCUGAAGAACGCACUUUGACCAGCACCACCACCAGCACUGUAACCGUCACCGUGUCUCCAGACCAGUACAGCGACAACACCAAGAGCCAGGAGACCUGCCACGGAGAAACCACAGAGACCGUCACCGUCACCGUCACCGUGUAUCCUGCCCCAGACGUGACCAUCACCGCGGGAGCUUCCACCGUCACCGAAGCCAGCACAGACGUUUCCUACACCACCCGGCUUCCGGACGUGACUCUCUCCGGGAACCCGUCCACCUACACCGCCAUCCAGACCGACGUCUCCGUCACCACGGGCCUCCCAGAUGCCACCGUCUCGGGGGAAGCUUCGACCGUGACAGACGUAGAGACCAGCUGGAGCUGGUCCCUACCCAGCACCUACGCAUCCCCCUUCACAACCGUCACCAUCUCCAAUCUCUGGGGCUCUGCGCCGCCCGCCGACACCUCCGUCGAGUCCGGGCACGUCAGCCUCUCUACCCUGACAACCGUCGUUUAUUCCCAGGUCACCAUCACACUGUCCUACCCGGCCCCAACCCCAAGCGCUUCCUCAGAAGUCGCAGGCGAGGCGACCUCUACCUCGGGUCCCUCCCCGACAAGCACCUACACCGAGUUUGUCACUGAAACCGGCGGACCACCGGCCAUCGAGACCACCACCGUCGACGUCCUGCCCCCAGCUUACACGAGCUACAACACGUCCUCCGCCUCGAGCGCUGCCCCGUCCGUCGUCAUCGUCUCCGACGGGAGUAAACGCCCAGAGCCGAAAGCCUGGGGCGGCAGCAACGGCGGUAGCAACGUCGCCUGCACAGUCAUGCUCGUCGCCAUCUUGACGUUCCUACUGUAA